This is a messenger RNA of Solanum verrucosum, 279 nucleotides long. RefSeq names its product sm-like protein LSM1A. Gene Ontology annotation, molecular function: RNA cap binding. Gene Ontology annotation, cellular component: Lsm1-7-Pat1 complex; P-body. Gene Ontology annotation, biological process: deadenylation-dependent decapping of nuclear-transcribed mRNA. The transcript is spliced from 4 exons. NCBI's taxonomy places the organism in Eukaryota, Viridiplantae, Streptophyta, Magnoliopsida, Solanales, Solanaceae. The coding region runs from base 1 to 243 and encodes 80 amino acids. The record is from RefSeq and is a predicted model, not a curated record.
AUGCCGAACCAAAGUACACUAGUUGGUGAUCUAUAUUGUGAUAUCCCACUAGGUCUUUAUAUUAUCCGUGGGAAGAACGUCGUGUUAAUUGGAGAAUUGGAUGUUGAUAAGGAGGAACUUCCACCCCAUAUGACUCAUGUUUCAUCAGUUGCUGAGAUUACAAGGGCGCAAAAAGCAGAAAGGGAGUCUACAGAUCUUAAAGGUUCAAUGAGAAAGAGGAUGGAAUUUCUUGAUAUGGACUAAGAAUUCUUGUUACUGAUAUCUGGUUCUUCCCAGUAU